AUGGCGGCCACCACUGAAUCCGCAGCCGAGGGCGCUGUGACGCUGGCUAUGAUCAAUGAGCUGCAGCAGCAGGUGCUGGACAACAACCCGAUCUACAAGUACCUCCUCUCUGAUCUGGAGAUCAAGAUUGUCAGUCCAGGCUUCAUCGAGGCGCACGUGCCGGUCAGCAAGACAUUGAUGAACAGCAAGAACAUCCUGCACGGCUCUACUUCGGCGACGAUCAUCGACUGGAUCGGAGGCAUUGUGAUCGCAAGCACGUCACCGGACCGCUUCAAGAACCGUGGUGUCUCGGUCGACAUCCACGCCACGUACGUCGGCGCGGCCAAGGAGGGCGACCUGCUCAUUAUCCGCGGCAGGAGCAACAAGGUGGGCCGCAACCUCGCCUUCAUCGACGUUCAGAUCCUCGGGCGCAAGCCCGGUGCGACGGAUGACAAGGACGACCGCGUCGUUUGCUCCGGUACUCACACCAAGUACGUCGGCUAG
Moesziomyces antarcticus is the source of this 483-nucleotide messenger RNA. Its product is annotated as thioesterase family protein. The coding region runs from base 1 to 483 and encodes 160 amino acids. NCBI's taxonomy places the organism in Eukaryota, Fungi, Basidiomycota, Ustilaginomycetes, Ustilaginales, Ustilaginaceae. The transcript is spliced from 2 exons. Gene Ontology annotation, molecular function: fatty acyl-CoA hydrolase activity. The record is from RefSeq and is a predicted model, not a curated record.